Molecule: messenger RNA, 6208 nt
Organism: Colletotrichum scovillei
Lineage: Eukaryota; Fungi; Ascomycota; Sordariomycetes; Glomerellales; Glomerellaceae
Product: hsp90-like protein
Exons: 3
Coding region: 1779-5975 (1398 amino acids)
Biological process (GO): phosphorelay signal transduction system; phosphorylation
Molecular function (GO): protein binding; phosphorelay sensor kinase activity
Source: RefSeq, a predicted model, not a curated record
GUAAGGGGAACCAUUCAUAUUCACUCAAACAAAGUUUGGACUAUGACGGCCCCAUCCCUUGUCCUUUCCUGCCAAUCCUGACUACCAAGUACGGAGUACUACCUACGGAUACACACGCUUCCAUUCACUGCCCAUUUCGUACCUACAGUCAGCUCGGUUCCUGUCUUUCCCCAUUGAAUUCCCAUCUUCCAUCCUACUGUACCGUUUGUUUUGUCUAUCCGAUCUCUUCAGGUCUGUUUAGCCUGACUUCCAUGACCUGUCUUGACCACCCUUUGGUUUGUCCCUAUCCGUACUCUGCUCUGCUCUAUCUCUCUGCAUCUAUUCUCUCGGUCCAAAGAGUGUCCAUCUAUUGUUAGUGAGCUUGAAUCCCCCCUUCCCCCCGUCCCUUCUUUAGUUGUUUCUCCUUCCCCAGAACCCCUCCCUCCGUCAUCCAGAUACCUACCCUAGAACCAGUAUCUGCACCUACCUAAGGUACUCGCUUUUGCUCUCUCUUUCUCUCUCUUUCUCCUAAUCCUGUGUGCCCCCUUCGAAGCCAAGACGACCCAGGGCGCACACGACUCCUGCAAACUACUGCACACUGGCGUCUGUAGCUGACGAGCGGCAAUUGUUCCCCUCGCUUCGCUUCCUCAACCUCAACCUCAACUCGUCGUCACUUCGCACCUGCUUUUCUACAUACUUUUGUUAAUUACUUACAUUUUGUAUCUUCAUUUGCCAGUACCAUUCCCAUCUCACUGUGGCGUUUCAAAGCAGCUUCCUUAGCCCUUUCUCACCAGCUUCUGUGCUAUGUUCUAGACCUCCCCACACCACUUCCGGAAUCCAAGCCGCCAUCCGACCAUCUCAUUCUCUGUCUCUUUCGUCCGCUCAUCUAUCCAUCCGAGACUACCUACCUUACUACACGAGACACACACACACACCCUCACACUCACGCACAAACGUAUGUACACUCAGUCUCACACCCUCUAUCUCAGGCCCCAUCUUAGUAAGCCCCGGCCGCUAUUGCUUGUUGUUGCACUUCCACCUUCCUUCCCCACCUCCGACUUUCAUCUCUGCCGCCUCUUUUUCGAAGCCGCCGUUUGCAGUCGAAUUCAAACCGAGCGGGAAUCUCUAUACCUGCGCCCCAAUAUUCUAUUUUCCUUCGCCUUGCCCGGUGCUCCAGUUCCUCGUUAUCUAGGUAGCUUCCUGGCCCUGUUUGCGCCUUGGUCAAGCCUAGCCAGCCCCAGCCGCCGUUGUCGCUUCUACCCAUUGCCACUGCCACUACCACUGCUUGUAGCUGCCGCUAUUCUUCCCGCACGAAAUUGGGAAGGCGUGUGAGCUAACGGACCAAAACAAGAAGAAGAAUAAUAAGAAAAAGGGCGCUUGAGCCUUUUCUUCAUCCCCCAGUGCCGAACUGCGCCUCGACUGCUCAAAAUUAGAGCACAUUCCCAAGCGAAGCGUCCAUCCGGAGACGGGUCCUUACUCCGGCGGUCCAGAACGCACGCCUUCCACGCAGACAAGGCGCCGCGCCAUGCUCUGCUCCGCCUUCUACUCCCCCACGAUUUUCUAACAUUCUGCCGCCGCCAUCGCCGCUCGUGACGUCUUUGUCACUGCCUGACUGCUCACACCGACAAACCUCUUUCCAACUACUCCGGCUCCGUGGGCACCUGUCGACGAGGGCUGCAACUUCAUCACCCACCGGGCGGCCGAACUUCUACUCUGUAAACCUAACCUAACCUAUACCACGCUCCUACACCGAGGUUCACCUGCGAGCCGUAGCUUCCCAUGCGUGGGCCACCGCCGAAAUGCCACCUCCCGAACCUGUUAUCACCAGCAGUCAUGCCCGAGACAGCGGUCCAGUAGUUUCGCCUCUCAAAACUGCCGUACCAUCCAACAAACCCAGUCCCCCGGAAUCACGGCCUUCUACCGGAGAGAGCGGUUUCAAUUUUGAUGCAUCGCCAUCACCACCCGAGGAAUUUGGACGUACCCACAGCGAUGGCGCCCCGAGUACGACCAGCAGCGGCCGCUUCUUUCGCGAGAACUUCAAGAUGGGAUCUGGUGAAGGCAAGCGGUCACAUUCAGCCAGUCCCUUUCGCAUAUCCAUGCCUUUUAUCACACCCGGCCAGCUCGCAUUCUCCGCCAUGCAAUAUUUGCCAGUUCCGAUACUGAUCUUGAACAACCUCAAGACUGUGGUUCUUGCCAACGAAGCCAUGGGGAGGAUGCUUGGUAUGACAAACGAUGUGGCCGAAGACAACUCGUACAUUGCCGAGAGGCUGAGAGGGCAGUCCUUAUCUCAGGUUGGUAUCGACAUGAUUCAGGAAGGUCGUCCAGUUUGGGUAGGAUGGGAAGCGUUUUUGGAUUCUCUUGUUCUCGAAAUGGGCGCGAAUCAGACGUCAAAGGAUGCCGCGGACAUGUUUGCCCAAGGACAAGGUGGAGAGGCGACGCCGACCCCGGAUUCGCUCGCCCCGCCAUUACCGGACCAUCCAACGGGUCCAUGUAUGGUUAAAGAUGCCGUGGUGGAUGUUGUCAUCUCCCGCAAGGAGUUGGGGAAGCCGGGCUUCGACCCCCGGGCCAAGGGCUGGGGAUCGGAUCAUCAAGUUUACGCCAAAAUGAUUGUUACGAUAUGGGAGAUUGAGGACCACCAAGUUUACUUCACCCUAACUUUCACCAGCACAAGCUCCCCGCCUUCCCAGCCAGUCAUGAGCCGCAAACCGGUCGCGCGACCCAACAUGCUGGAACAAGCAGACCGCAAGACGAUUUCCAAUUCGAACCCACCCUCCGUAAGUUCCAGCCACGACUCGAGUUCACCGUCUUUCCGCGUAAGCCCGAGCGCUGUGUCACUCUCAUCGAGUCCGUUCCCACCCAUGGGUCCACCUUCCACCGCCGUACAUGCGAGCUCGCCCUCGAUUCUACAGAAGAUGAUUCUGAUGAAAGAUGCUUUGCUCGAUAAUACGGAAAUGCCCAUCCUUGCGAUGUGGAAGGAUGGAAGCGUGACGUUUCCGAAUCGCGCCGCUCGAAAACUACUACGGCAAGAAAGCGACCUGGAGAAAUCAUCAGACGGUUUCGAUUUGCUGCCAAGUUGGACGGUCUGGGACCAGGACUUUGAGACAGAGUUGGAUGUGAGCGAGUAUCCCAUUUCGGUUCUGCUCAGAACGGAGACGCCUUUCAACAACUUGCGUGUUGGUAUGAUUGACCAUUCGAAUAACAAGAUUGUCUACGAUGUACUCGGGGAGGCAAUCCGAGAUGACAGCACCGGCGAGUUCAUGGCCGGCGUAGUCACCUUUAGAGAUAUCACCAAGAUGAAGGAAGAGAUUGUCGAGAUCAAGGAAAAGGACGAGGAGCGCUUCAAGCUGAUAUGCGACACAAUGCCUCAGCUGGUGUGGACGACAAAACCAGAUGGUUAUCACGAUUUUUUCAACACACGGUGGUAUUCGUACACGGGACUCACUCCCGAGGAGUCAAUGGGCUUGGGAUGGAAGCAUCCAUUCCAUCCGGACGAUAUUCCGGAAACUGCUAGGCGCUGGAAGCACUCUCUGGAAACUGGCACCCCUUAUGUGACGGAGUACCGUUGCCGCAGCAAGACUGGCGAAUGGAGAUGGAUGUUGGGACGAGCCUUGCCGCAGAGAAACAAAGAGACAGGCGAGAUAGAAAAGUGGUUUGGAACUUGCACUGACGUCAACGAAAGCAUCGAGGCCAAGCUGGCUGCGAGGAGCACCCGACAACAGUUGUUGAGCGUUCUCGCGCAUUCCCAAGUCACCAUCUUCACCGUCGACACUAACCUGAACCUUACCAUGUUGGAAGGUGCGCUGAUGUGGGACAGCAACGGGGAUGACAAUGCCGCAAACCAACCAACUUGGUUCCUCGGCCAAAACAUGUACGAGGUCUUCAACCGACUCAACCCUCAGCUCAAGACUGGCGAACGCCCCAAAUUCCUCCGCCCCGUCGAAGAUAUCUUGGCAGGCGGAAAGACGGAAGAGGUGGCGGAGCACGGCAUGGAUGGACACUGGUACCGGACGAGAUUCUUGCCCAUUCUCGGCAAGAAGACGAAGGAGGCCAUUGUGAGCAACGAGACACGGAUUGAAGGCGUCAUUGGCGUCAUUAUGGACGUGAGUGAGCUCAAGGAAAAGGCUGAAGAUCUGGAAGAGGAAUCUCGGGAGAAGAAGCAGGCGAUGGCGAAUGAGGCGGCCGCAAAGGAAGCCAACAGGCUCAAGAGCCAGUUUCUCGCCAACAUGUCUCACGAGAUCCGAACGCCCAUUACUGGUGUCAUCGGAAUGGCCGAGUUGCUGAGGGAUAUGGAACUUGACGCCGAACAGACCGAAUACGUCGAAAAUAUUCAGAGGUCGGCCAAUGCUCUCUUGACGGUCAUCAAUGAUAUCCUCGAUUUCUCAAAGGUCGAAUCCGGACGUCUCGAUAUCGAAGAAGUCCAGUUCUCCCUCUCAGUCAUUGUCACGGAUGUCAGCAAGAUGCUGAGCUUUGCUGCGGAGCGAAAGAACCUGGACUUCCGAUCCGACAUAUCGAAAGAAAUCGAGAGGGAUCUGGUUGUCAUUGGUGACCCCGGUCGUGUACGCCAGAUCAUUACGAAUCUUUUGACCAACAGUAUCAAAUUCACCAACCAAGGUUACGUCAAGUUCUCAGUGCAGAAGGAGAAGGAGACGUCGGAUAGCAUUGUCGUCAAAUUCAUCGUUGAGGACAGCGGUAUCGGAAUCGAGGAGGAGGUGCGGAAGAAGCUGUUCCAACCCUUCAGUCAGGGAGAUGCCUCCACAGCGAGAAAAUUUGGUGGCACAGGCUUGGGUCUGACGAUUUGCAAGAACCUUCUCGAGUUGAUGCAUGGAGAAAUGACGCUGGAAUCCGCCCUGGGCAACGGAACAGUGGCAACAUUCUGGGUUCCCUUCAGCAAACCCCAAAACCAAACGGCGCCGCUUGUCGAAAUCGGUUCUCUUCCGGACAGGCUACAGUCUGAAAUGAGCGUGUCUUGCCACAGUUCCGAAUUUGAACAGAUUCUGAACACGCCGCCCGCCUCUGGAGAGUCCUCGCAAUUCCUGACCGACAAACACAAGUCUCCAUCACGACGACUCUCGGUACGGACACCGCCGGCUUCAGACGAGGAGUUGUUGCCACAUGCUGAACGUGCCAAAAUCCGCGUUCUUGUCGUCGAGGAUAAUGCGAUUAACCAGCAAAUUGCAACCAAGACAAUUAUGAAACUUGGCUUUACGGUGACAGCAGCAUGGAAUGGAAAAGACGCCCUCGAAUACAUGUCGGCAGCCCAACAAGGCAAGCACAGCAAGCCAGAUAUCAUAUUGAUGGACGUGCAAAUGCCAGUCAUUGACGGCUACAAGUGUACGCAUCUCUUGCGCCAUCACCUACCGUACAAGACCUACGUACAGGAUGUACCGAUUGUGGCGAUGACGGCAUCGGCGAUUCAAGGCGACAAGGAGAAGUGCACCCGAGCAGGAAUGGACGAUUAUCUCGCCAAGCCAGUCAAGAGCAAGACGUUGGAGAGGAUGCUUGUCCGAUGGAGCUUGAUGAAGAGGUCGCAACAGACAACAUACAGGGAGUCAGAUGGGUCCAUGUCUGAUUGCUCAGACACCGCUGCGCACUGCAGCAACGCCGACAUCCCCGGCGUAGCACAUGACCAUCCAGAUCCUACGCCUCCCGACUCAACAGAAGCCGUGGCGCCUUCGAGCCGCAAACGAGAGCAAAGCCAGGAGACGGAUCGUGAAAGUCGGGGCGAUCCGGUGACACCCAGGCCGCUCACCAGGAACAACUCUUAUGAGCCGUCACCAUUCGAUUCUCCAAAUGUGGCAGAAUCCAUCAAGCCAAUAAGGCGUUCCGAGACUGAUGAGCUUGCUUUGCAAGCACAGCAGGGCAAGCUGAUGGAGGCCGCCGGCGGAAAGAAGCUUCCGCGACGGGGAGAAUCCUUCCAGACGGUGGUGGCCGGGGAUUCCUUGACGGAGGAAAACGUGGAAAAGUUGGAAAAGGAGGAACACAAGCGGAGGUCAUAGACAUUAGGGAGUUCUCACAGCAUCCUACUUUUUUUCCCAAGUGCUCACCUUGGGGGAAGACAUUUACUACCACACAGCGAGGUGCAUGGCGCCAGGUCACUGUAUUUAUGCUUACAAACGUAACAUGCAAGCGGGUUGUACAUAUGGAAGCAGAGAAAUCGGGAAGGACGAAAGAUUGGGGAGGGAGAGGGGAACGCGAACAGGUCAUGUUGCAUCUUGGCAUUUCGAUCGGC